GUGUGGUGUGUGGUGUGUGUGUGUAUGAUUUCAUUUAUUUGUCCUCAAGGAAUUUUACUGAAGAUCAGAUUUAUUUCCACUUAAUAUCAAUUCUUAAAAAAUGUAAUUUCUCAAAUGUGUUCAGAUACAUGCAAGACACUUUUUUUGAUGGAAACAGGCAGGUUGCCUCAUUAGUGGAGGAGCCAAGCACGGUAGUAACCUGCUCUUUCUCGCUUUCUCAUUUAGGGAAGACCGUUGUCCUACAAGACCUUCUUAAUAUGGGUUUUGAUUAGCAUCUAUCAAGGGAGCACCAUCAUGUACGGGGCCCUGCUGCUGUUUGAGUCCGAGUUCGUGCACAUCGUGGCGAUUUCCUUCACGUCGCUGAUCCUCACUGAGCUGCUGAUGGUGGCCCUGACGAUCCAGACGUGGCAUUGGCUCAUGACAGUGGCUGAGCUGCUCAGUCUGGCCUGCUACAUCGCCUCCCUGGUGUUCCUACACGAAUUCAUCGAUGUGUAUUUCAUCGCCACUUUGUCGUUCUUGUGGAAGGUCUCCGUUAUCACUCUGGUCAGCUGUCUGCCCCUGUACGUCCUCAAGUACCUGCGGAGACGGUUCUCCCCGCCCAGCUACUCGAAGCUCACAUCGUAGGCGUGUGCUGGCCCGGGGCACAGUAGCCUCUGCGCUCUCCUGGUGGGCAGAGUUCAAGUUGCGUUGUUCUUAACCGCCACCUGUGGAUCUUGCAGUAAUCACUAACAUGUGCAGUUUUGACAUGAAAAGGCUCUGCGCGGAGUCCUGACGCUGAAUGAUCGGGGAGGUUCCUAGAAGGGGCCCACGCGGGCCUGCUCGGGCCCCUGGCGGUUCGGCCCGGGGUGAAUGUACAUAUGUUAAAGCUGGUGGCUCAGCUAACAGAUUUAUACAUGGGUCACUGUGCGAGCUUCCUAUGACUUGAAUUUUGUUGUCAUGUGAUAAAAGUUUCUAAUUGACGAUUGUAGAGGGGUUUUUGUUUUAAACCAUCCUAAUGUGUGUGUACUCUUUACAUCUUUCUCGCUCUUAAAAACCGGUUGUUUCAGAGAAAUGUAAAAGCUCUUGGUAUAGGUUUGCGGGAAAAGACUGUGACUUUGGUAGAAAGUUAUGCAGACGGUAAUCUCAAGGUGGAAAUGCGGAACAUCCUGUCCGAGGUGGCGCUGUUCAUCCUGCCCUCCGCACCGGCUCCCUGGAGUGACACAAAGCAAAUGGGAGGAGAGAGUGAGAGAACGGGCCUAAGUGCAGUCUGGUCUCCUCCCUCGGACUCAGCGUCUCCAGCGCUUCACUUAGCUCCACCUGCCACCUCGCAAAAGAAUUUCAAAAGUGUUAUCCUGCUUUGUUUGGACCUGGUAACAAUUAUCAAGCCUUUGGCCGUCCGAGGACACCCUCAGACGUUUUCAGCAGAGUUGUUGUAGCAGGAAACGUGCCACCGAACAGCUCCCAAACGUGUCGACAGAGUGAGACUCAACUGAUUCUUUAGACGACGCUGCACAUGUGGCCGGGCCCCUCCGAGUCCUGAGGGCAAGGUCAGGGAUGGGGGCUCGAGGCUUCCACACAAGUCUGUUUUCCAUCAGGAGGCUGAAUGACAAAGGCAGAGGCGUCUCACGUGUUGCCGCGCAUCGUUUGUCGGUGGUCGGUGGCCGCCCCGGUGGGAGGAGGCCCGGGCUCCGUCGCGCUGCCCACAGCUUUCAAGGGGAACUUGCUGGAAGGCAGGCGGUGGUAGAGAUCCCUCCCCCACAGGGACAGAGUACACGCAUGUGUGUUUCUCAUAAAGCUGUGGCUUCUUGCUUCAGAGGAGGAAGGGGGUGUGCAAGGCCUGCACGGGGCAGGGCAAAGCAUUCAUUCUUGGGUUUUCAAGUCGCUCGGCGCCACAGCCGCAUAUGCAUGGCACCAGGGUUCGGCUGGUCGAUCUUCCAGAGCUGACCGUGCUCAAGAUCUUGGACUUGGAUUAAUUCCUUCAGCCCUCCUGCUUGUGUGGGCUUCAGGGCUCCGAGCUCCGGCCUGGUGGCGGCGCCCACUACCCUCCGGGCAUCCGGUUCUGGGGGAGUUGGGGGUGGGAGGAACAGGCGGUGGUCCCCUUCCCUGGGGAGCCCUCUCCAUACGCUCGUGUGUUUAUGUUGCCCGUUUAAAACUUCAUAAAAUGGCCGUAGGUUUCAGGCACUGGGAAGCUGGCUGUAGACAUGGCUUCUGUGUUAAGAUUGUGCAUUUCUGCAGUCACGUUUGCCUUCCUGUGCCGCCCAUUCCUGCCACACAGAAAAGACCUACAGAGAAUAUAGGUUGCAGUGAAUGGUUAUUUAGGAAUAGGACCUUGGUCCCAAACUCUUAGAAAGAUCGAACACAUCAGACAUCUUCCUGAGUGACGUUAUGGAGUUUCAUAGGUAGGGGAGGGGAGCGUGGGGCUCAGUUUCACAUUUCCGAUCUGUGCUUUUGGAAGUCCAAUUAUAAGUCUUAAGUCGUUCCGUUCUGAGUUUGCAGACCCUGAAACUGGCCUUCUUCACAGGUGAUGGCUCCUGAGGUAGGGCUUGUAGAACUAUUGCUAGGAAAUUUUAGACGUUCCCAGCAGAUAGAGGGAGAUGGUCUCUCUGGUUUUUUCCCUCAAGUCCCAAGUUUGAUCCAGGUGUGUGAGUUGACUUUUGAAGUCAACACCUGAGAUACUGCUUGCCAUCUCCAAGGAAGGAAGCUUCUCAGAGAGGCUGAAGAAGCCCCCCUGCCCCCCGGAAGUUGAAGGAUGCUUGUCUGUACCAUUGCAAACCUUUUUCCCUUGUCUCGGCCAUACUCUGGUAGGCAGUCAAGGGCCAGAGGGACCGGAACCCAAGUGGAGCCCAGACCACCAUGCUGUGGAGCGGCCCCAUUAGUGGGCAGCCUGUUCACACCCCCUGCCGGGGGGCCUCGAAUAGCCAGGAACACGCGUGCUUCUCAAAGUUGGAGCCUCAAAGGGCAGGAUCCUCACCUGCACAUGUCAGACUCAUCCCAGCAGAGAGAAGUGGUGCACACGCGGGUUAUCUUAGUUAUGGGGGAAGACAAACACCCGAGCUACUUUAUAGGAAACUCCUGAGUUCAUAAACUGUAAGCAUAAGGAUUCUGUUGACCAUUUCCUUGGUUUACCAAUCUGGAAAGAAUUUAGGAAGCACCACUGACCCCUUCCCCUCUUUUUGGACCUCAGUGGGACCUAAGUCUCUGACAGCUGAUUUAAUUCGAGGCUGGAGGCCCCACGGCAUGCCAUCAGUGCUGUUCAAACAUUUCUCCUUGAAGUAAAAAUUACAACCCCCCCCCGCCCACCCUCUGACACCACCACCCAUUUCUGUCACAGUAAGCACAUAUGUUUUAUGAUGAUUUUUAUUCGAUCUUUUGGUGAUCGUUGUGUGUGCGUGAGGACAAUGGGAUCUGUUUGUGGUUUCUCCUUUUUCCCUCCUUCCUCUAAGAAAAUGACCAGAUGGAGCUUCUCCAUCUCCAGUAAUUUCUGAUGCCUGACAGUGUUGGUUCUUGUUUGGCGGCUGUGCGGGCACAGGUGCGCAUUGCCCGCGAUGCUGGGAGAGGCUGGUUGCACUGACUGGGGCUGCUUGGGGCGGCGGACUCCGUCAUGGAGCCAUGGAGGGCAUCCCCGGGAGCAUCCUGACAUCGGAGCAAACAACCUGUUUGCAGCUGCUGGGAGCUGGGAGACCAAGAGCUGGGGUGUCUCCCACUGUUGCGGUUAUUCUAUCCAGGUCUCAGGCCAGCUUCCCUUAAUAAGUGAAGCCCUUUCAUGUCGCAGUAAUCUUGAAUACCAGUGUCUGCUUACCCUUCCCUUAGUGUGUUCUCUGCUGAAAGUUUAGGUUACACUGACAACUUUUGAAUGUAUUUUGAGUUUUGUGCUCAUUGGAAAUUGACAUGAUAAUGCCUCUUCUUUCUCCGGGCUUUUGCUUUUAUACUUUGUUUUGUUUUUACUGGGGUGGGGAUGGGAACGCCCUCAUGCCUUUAUGGGGCAGCAUUUUAAACCUUUGCCAAAAUUUGCUGAUGGGACCUACAUGUGCUUCCACUCCAUCCUAUUGAAGGCAAACACCUGUCAGCUGUUUAAUCUGUGUGUAAGUGUGUGUGUAUGUGAGUGUGUCACCUCCAAUUUUUUGAUGAGAUACUUGGUUUGCAUUUAAAUCCCGUUAAUCCCAGCUUUGUUUUCAUUAAAAAGCAUACAAGGAGCUUUGUAAAUACAACCGCUUUUAUCUCCUCCCUUCCUUUAAUGUAAAGCCUUUUGUCAUGUAUACUUAUGGGGAAAUAUUUCCACUAAUGAUGUUCAUUUCGUCUUGGAAAAGUAUAUGUUUUUGAAUGGAACGGAGAGGCACACCAUGGCGUGAGCAGCGCCCUGAAGACCUUGAGCUCUGCGGCACCUGCUCACGCCCCAGCAGCUUUACCUGCGGAUCUGUCCUGGUCACCCCGUGGUCAGAGGUGCCGUCCGUUCACAUAGCUGGGCAACGUCAGUGAAUCCCGUGUUUGUGGGGGGGGGGCAGGUGGGGGAUGCACAAAAAAGUUGUGGCUAAUCUCUGAUUUUGUUGCAAUGGGGCUAACUAUAAACUCUCCUAGGAGUCCAUGUAGGUCUGUACGGGUGAUCGCCUUGCAGAUACUCACCAGGACAGCGUUUUGUCAUUAGAGGGAAGCCUGGUACAGGAUGCUUUAAUUUAGUGGGGACUCCCAGAUGAUUUAAAUUCUCGAUCCUGUGAUGAUACACAUGUGAUCCUGCGUGUUUCUGAGCGGUUCUCCUUUCAUGGUCUGCCAGCCUGGCCCGUCGCUGUUGCCCAAUAAAGCUUGUGUACUUUA
Molecule: messenger RNA, 4788 nt
Organism: Callorhinus ursinus (northern fur seal)
Lineage: Eukaryota; Metazoa; Chordata; Mammalia; Carnivora; Otariidae
Product: probable phospholipid-transporting ATPase IIA
Biological process (GO): phospholipid translocation; endocytosis; retrograde vesicle-mediated transport, Golgi to endoplasmic reticulum
Cellular component (GO): endosome; trans-Golgi network; plasma membrane
Molecular function (GO): ATPase-coupled intramembrane lipid carrier activity
Source: RefSeq, a predicted model, not a curated record